This is a messenger RNA of Procambarus clarkii (red swamp crayfish), 852 nucleotides long. NCBI's taxonomy places the organism in Eukaryota, Metazoa, Arthropoda, Malacostraca, Decapoda, Cambaridae. The record is from RefSeq and is a predicted model, not a curated record.
AUGAGUGAGUUUUGGUAUGCUGGAGGUAUGAGUGAGUUUUGGUAUGCUGGAGGUAUGAGUGAGUUCUGGUAUGCUGGAGGUAUGAGUGAGUUUUGGUAUGCUGGAGGUAUGAGUGAGUUCUGGUAUGCUGGAGGUAUGAGUGAGUUUUGGUAUGCUGGAGGUAUGAGUGAGUUCUGGUAUGCUGGAGGUAUGAGUGAGUUUUUGUAUGCUGGAGGUAUGAGUGAGUUCUGGUAUGCUGGAGGUAUGAGUGAGUUUUGGUAUGCUGGAGGUAUGAGUGAGUUUCGAUAUGCUGGAGGUAUGAGCGAGUUUUUGUAUGCUGGAGGUAUGAGUGAGUUCUGGUAUGCUGGAGGUAUGAGUGAGUUCUGGUAUGCUGGAGGUAUGAGUGAGUUUUGGUAUGCUGGAGGUAUGAGUGAGUUUGGAUAUGCUGGAGGUAUGAGUGAGUUCUGGUAUGCUGGAGGUAUGAGUGAGUUCUGGUAUGCUGGAGGUAUGAGUGAGUUUUGGUAUGCUGGAGGUAUAAGUGAGUUUGGAUAUGCUGGAGGUAUGAGUGAGUUCUGGUAUGCUGGAGGUAUGAGUGAGUUCUGGUAUGCUGGAGGUAUGAGUGAGUUCUGGUAUGCUGGAGGUAUGAGUGAGUUCUGGUAUGCUGGAGGUAUGAGUGAGUUUUGGUAUGCUGGAGGUAUGAGUGAGUUCUGGUAUGCUGGAGGUAUGAGUGAGUUUUUGUAUGCUGGAGGUAUGAGUGAGUUCUGGUAUGCUGGAGGUAUGAGUGAGUUUUGGUAUGCUGGAGGUAUGAGUGAGUUCUGGUAUGCUGGAGGUAUGAGCGAGUUGUGGUAUGCUGGUGGUAUGAGUGAGUUUUGA